CUAACAGAAGGCCCCUGUUGUCUGAUGUCCGUGUGCUGGGUGUGAGUCAGGAUUGGAGGUGUAUGAUGGAAUAGAGGGGAUGAGGGGUCACAUUUCUAGCAUCUGAGUCAAGAUGAACAGUUACACAAAGCAGAUGGCAGAGCAGUUCCUGAGUCAGGCCCUGGGCAUCAUCUGCCUGCUGACCGGAGAGGAAUAUGCCAUUGUGAAGAAGAGGUCCUCCCACAGCAGCGUUCACCGGCAGAGCAAAGAGGUGCCUAUAAAGUGUGAUGAUGUUGCUGUGUAUUUCUCUAUGGAGGAGUGGGAGUAUAUAGAGGGACACAAGGAGCUUUACAAGGACGUCAUGAUGGAGACUCACCAAGCACUAAGGACUAUGGAGACCCCAGGAAAUGAGAGCUCAGAACUAACAGGUCACAGUGAUGAAAAUCUAGACACAGGAGCACAUGGGGACCUUGUACAGAAUAUUCAGCCAUCAGAUGUCUCUGCAGAUGAUAUUAAUACUGAUGUAGAUGAUAAAACAGAAGAUCUGAGUGUAACGUGUCAGCUGGAAGCUCCAAUUCAGGAAAUGUGUUACAGUGGAAAUGAAGGUGAAGUUAAGACUGAAGUCACACUUAAUGCUGAACAAACAAAUGAUCUGUAUGUAAAGAGUCAGCAGGAAGCUGUGAAGCAGGAAAUCAGUGACAAUAUCAGUACAGGUGACAUUAAUUCUGACCUAGAUGUUAAAACAGAAGAUCUGAGUGUAAAGUGUCAACUGGAAGCCGCAGAGCAGGAAAUGUGUUACAGUGACAAUGAAGGUGAAAAUGAUGCUAAGAUUAUGCAUAAAAAUGAUCAGUGGCUAAGAAAUGUGCCUGAAGCUCCAGAGCAGGAAAUAUGUGACAAUAUUAAUACAGGUGAGUUUGUACUUCUGUAUAACAGGGCACAGGUGUGGGUGUGUGACAUGUCCGAGGAAUGCAGGGCACAGGUGAGUAUAUGUGUGACGUGUCUGAGGGACGAAGGGAAAAGGUGUGGGUGUGUGACGUGUCUGAGAGAUGCAGGGCACAGGUGAGUAUA
This is a messenger RNA of Bombina bombina (fire-bellied toad), 1047 nucleotides long. Its product is annotated as oocyte zinc finger protein XlCOF8.4-like. Gene Ontology annotation, biological process: regulation of DNA-templated transcription. The coding region runs from base 113 to 1042 and encodes 309 amino acids. The transcript has 9 exons. Lineage: Eukaryota; Metazoa; Chordata; Amphibia; Anura; Bombinatoridae. The record is from RefSeq and is a predicted model, not a curated record.